Molecule: messenger RNA, 6595 nt
Organism: Pipra filicauda (Wire-tailed manakin)
Lineage: Eukaryota; Metazoa; Chordata; Aves; Passeriformes; Pipridae
Gene: PHKB
Product: phosphorylase kinase regulatory subunit beta
Exons: 31
Coding region: 2446-5694 (1082 amino acids)
Biological process (GO): glycogen metabolic process
Cellular component (GO): phosphorylase kinase complex
Molecular function (GO): calmodulin binding
Source: RefSeq, a predicted model, not a curated record
UUGGCUCGCCCGGGAGGAGCUGCGCGGGUCCCGCUCACUCCCGCACUCCUGCCCCCGCUCUCGGCCCAUCCCGGGUUGUAUUUGCCCGUCCCGUCCCAGGCUGUUUGCCCCUCCCGGCUGUGAGAGGGGCACCUGGAACACCCAGGUGUUCCCGGGAUACAUGCCCGUGUCCUUGGCGGGGCACAGCCCCGGGUGCUGCUCAGGUGUCACUCGCCCCCACGGCUGCACGGGCAGCUGCUCGGGGGAGUGUUUAUUACUACAGUUGUAUAAAGCCGUCGAACAGAUGAAGUACUUAGGCAAAAAAAAAAAAAAGUACUAGUUUUUGCCAGCUUUCCCUUGGAUAAAGGUAACUUUUUUAUGGCUUGAGGAUUUCUUGUUCUGAACUUCGGCUACGUGGCAGCUCCAUUCUGACCUAAAUGAAAGGGCAAUGUUUACCGAGUUGGCUUGAAUUUCCAAAGUUAAAAAAAAUCGGUUUUUAAAUUGCUUUUUCGAAAUAAAAAGUCUUAGUAGGGCUUUAAUUGUUCUAAUGGAAACAGUUUUCCAGAAGAACCCUGGGGGGUUUAUUUAUAUACCAUACAUGCUUGUAAAACUCAGUUGUUAUUUACUUACCUGCAUGUUUGGUUGUUUUUGUUGUGUUAAUGACUGAUCAGAUAGUGCGAAAAGAAAAUGAGGCUUUUGGGGUCUCUAAAGGAUUGUUUAAAGACUGGUCUGAUUCACUUGGCCUUAAAAGUUCAAUGUAUGUAUAGUAUUGAUUUGCAAGUUCCAUGAUUAAGACGGUCCACUAAAAGAGUUUUUACGUUGUGGCCGAUGAUGAUUAUUAACAGAGUGCUGUUAUCUGAAAGCUGAUUGACAAAUGUAGCCAUAGAGCUUUACAAAAUCAAGCCUGGGACCUGCAUGUCUGGAGUGUGUGAAUCCCGAGCCCCACAGCAGCACACGAACUUUGGGGUUCCCCCUGCAGGCUCAGGCCCUGUGGCUGCGGAAAGCAUUUGGGUGGUUUUAAAUGCUUGAGUCUUAAUUGCUGCUGCAGCGACUUUGUUGUUAAAUGUAUAAAAAAGUGGCUUUUGUGCAGUGACAGAUUAUUGUCGUUCCUUCUUUCCCUGUUCAUAGAAAUUUGUCUAGAGAUUUGUUCACAGAGCUUUAUAUAAUAACUGAAGAAACUUAGUCAAGAAAUAAACAUUAUUUUAGUUGAAAAGUUUUUCUAAUAAUAGAGUUGAUUUAAAAAUCAAAUUUUAUGUAUAAUCUUUCAGGUAACGUUCAUAUCUAAAACUAAAAAUCACGUUCUUGUUUUUCAAGUUUACUGCUGUAUCUUUAUAAGUAUGUUGAAAUUUAUGUAAACUUCAGAGCUCUUCUAUUUCCUUUCUGGCCCUGUCAGAAGGAGUCAUAGUCGGGAUAAUCAUAGAAAAUGACUGAAACUCCCCCAGUUAUGUGGUUUGGCUGAGGCCUGUGCUGGAGAGUCCCAGCUCACAAACAGCACUGUUUUGUUUGGCAUUAUUAUUUUCCAAGUAUGAUGCUUGGAUAAGAUAUAGUAAAGGUGGAGUACCUGAACUGCACGAAUGACUCAUGUUUUAUAGCCAACAACAGUGUAUCAUUUAAGACCCAAUCCUGUAGGGGGUAAUCCAUAUCUUCAUGUUUAUGUAUAUUAAAUUAUGAAUUACGUUUUUGCCAGUAAAGCCAAAUUUUAUUGAGAAUUUUUUAUUUUUCUUCCUUGAACAAUAAAAUACUGUUUCAUUUGUUAGCAACAAAUUAUUAGGAUCCUCUGAUUAGGACUAGAUUAUAAAGAUAUUCAGCAGUUGACCAGUCUGAACUCCCUGAAAUUUUAGUUGCUUUAAAAAAUGUAAACUUCUUUAAAAAUUUGGAAAAACUUGUAAUCAUAAUUACAAACACUGUUUUCUUUUUGUACAUUCCAAAGUGGAAGAUGUUUUACUUUAAAUAACUGAGAUAUUAAGUGCCAUAAGUAAUAUAUAUGACUGCAAGAAACAUCCUGGUGUAGAUUUCACAUGGGAUAAAAGCAGCACUAUGCACAAGCAGAGCUUUAGCUCUCUGCACUCACUAUUACUUAACACUUUUGUAUGCACCAGUUAAAUCAUUGUUUUUGUUUAAUCUUGAAAUAGAUUUUAUUCAUCACCUCUUGAUGUUAGUAGCGAAUUUCCUAUUAAAUAACAAACCUAAUGACAAAUAUCCAAAAGAUGCACUUUUUGUAGACUGUGUCCUUUUACUCAAAUAAGUUUUGUGGAAGCAAAAGCAUAAUAAAGCCAAGAGGUCAGUGUAGAAGAAGGAAACAUAAGAUGAAAUGAAACUUUGUGCUGUGCACUCUGUCAUGUUAAUAACUCCACUAACAUUGCUUUCACUUAAUUUAAUGCUGGUUGCCUUUAACAUUUACUAAACAGUUUUGAAAAUUACUGUAGCUUAGCCUGAGACGUUUGUGAUUAGCUGCACCACUUUGAAAUGGCCAAUUUGGAUGAUGACAGAGCCUUCUCUGCGCAUGCUUUUUUAAACUUUGGUUCAAUUUAUGAGCCACUUAAAAGUAUUAACCUUCUAAAGCCAGAGGGGGAAAGUCUAUGGGAUAAAUUAAAUCAUUACUAUAGAAUUGUUAAAUCGACUUUGCUGCUCCAUCAGAGCCCAACCACAGGUCUGUUUCCUACCAAGACCUGUGUGGAUAACCAAAAGGCAAAGGUACACGACAGUCUUUACUGUGCUGCCUGUGCCUGGGCAUUGGCCCUUGCUUACAGGCGUAUUGAUGAUGACAAGGGGAGGACUCAUGAGCUGGAGCAUUCUGCUAUAAAGUGUAUGAGAGGAAUUCUCUACUGCUACAUGCGACAGGCUGAUAAGGUUCAGAAAUUUAAGCAAGACCCCAAACCAUCUGCAUGUCUGCAUUCUGUGUUCAGUGCACACACUGGAGAUGAGGUGUUGUCCCAUGAGGAGUAUGGGCACCUUCAGAUCAAUGCCUUGUCAUUAUUUCUCCUCUAUUUGGUUGAGAUGAUCUCUUCGGGGCUGCAGAUUAUCUACAACACAGACGAGGUGUCCUUUAUCCAAAACCUUGUGUUUUGUGUGGAGAGGUCCUAUCGUGUACCAGAUUUUGGUGUCUGGGAAAGAGGAAGUAAAUACAACAAUGGCAGCCCAGAGCUGCAUUCAAGCUCCGUGGGGCUGGCAAAAGCAGCUUUAGAAGCAAUUAAUGGUUUCAAUCUCUUUGGAAAUCAGGGCUGCUCUUGGUCUGUUAUAUUUGUGGAUUUUGAUGCCCAUAAUCGUAACAGGCAGACUCUGUGUUCGCUGCUGCCCCGGGAGUCAAGGUCUCAUAAUACUGAUGCAGCCCUUUUGCCCUGUCUUAGUUACCCAGCAUUUGCUUUGGAUGAUGAGGUUUUGUUUGGUCAAACACUAGAUAAAAUUAUCAGAAAACUGAAAGGAAAAUACGGGUUUAAAAGGUUUCUGAGAGAUGGGUACAGAACAGCCCUGGAGGACAGAACCCGGCGGUACUACAAACCAGCAGAGAUCAAGCUUUUUGAUGGCAUUGAGUGUGAAUUCCCUCUUUUUUUUAUUUUCAUGAUCAUCGAUGGCGUUUUUAAAGGAAAUCCUGCACAGGUAAAGGAAUAUCAGGAUCUUCUGGACCCUUUGCUUCAACAUACACCUGAAGGCUGUCCUGUGGUGCCCAAGUAUUACUAUGUGCCAGCUGAUUUUGUUGAAAUGGAAAAGAAGAGCCCUGGCAGUCAGAAGCGGUUUCCCAGUAACAAUGGCCGGGAUGGAAAGUUGUUCCUGUGGGGCCAGGCCAUGUACAUCAUUGCCAAACUCCUGGCUGACAAGUUAAUAAGUCCUAAGGAUCUGGACCCUAUUGGACGGUACGUAGCUCCCCAAGACCAGCGGAAUGUGAGCAUGAGAUUUUCAAAUCAGGGUCCUUUAGAAAAUGAUUUGGUAGUACAUGUGGCCCUCAUAGCAGAAAGUCAGCGCUUACAAGUUUUUCUGAACACAUAUGGAAUCCAAACUCAGACCCCCCAGCAGGUGGAACCAAUUCAGAUAUGGGCUCAAAAAGAACUUGUCAAAGCUUACUUUCAUUUGGGAGUCAAUGAGAAACUGGGAUUAUCUGGAAGACCGGACAGACCUAUAGGGUGCCUUGGAACAUCAAAGAUCUAUCGAAUACUGGGGAAGACGGUAGUUUGCUACUCCAUCAUUUUUGAUCUCAGUGAUUUCUACAUGUCUCAGGAUGUUAUGAUGUUGAUUGAUGACAUUAAGAAUGCCCUGCAGUUCAUUAAGCAGUACUGGAAGAUGCACGGUCGGCCCCUGUUUGUGGUGCUUAUCCGUGAGGACAAUAUAAGAGGGAGCAGAUUCAGCCCAAUAUUAGAUAUGUUGGCAGCCUUUAGAAAGGGAGUUGUUGGAGGAGUGAAAGUUCAUGUUGACAGAGUACAGACAUUAAUAUCUGGAGCAGUUGUUGAACAACUUGACUUCCUAAGAAUCACUGAAACUGAAGAGGCUCCUGUAUUUAAGAGUUUGGAGGAGUUGGAUCUCCCAAAACAUUCAAAAGUCAAGAGACAGUCUAGUACUCCAAAUGCUUCUGAACUUGAGCAGCAACCAGAUGUAAAUAUUAAUGACUGGAAAAACAAGUCAACAUAUGAGAUCCUGCAGAAACUUAAUGACUGCAAUUGCCUAGCAAGUCAAGCGUUACUCUCGAGUAUAUUGCUUAAAAGGGAAGGACCGAAUUUUAUCACCAAGGAAGGUACUGUUGCUGAGCAUAUUGAAAGAAUCUAUAGACGAGCUGGCAGCAGAAAGCUCUGGUCUGUUGUGCGCUUCGCAGCAAGUCUUUUAGGUAAACUAGUGGACAGCCUUGCACCAUCUAUUACUAAUGUUUUAGUUCAGGGCAAGCAGGUGACACUUGGAGCUUUUGGCCAGGAGGAAGAAGUUAUUUCUAACCCCUUAUCCCCAGCAGUGAUUAAGAACAUAAUCUAUGAAAAAUGCCAUUUACAAGAUGAAAGAGAAGCCGUAGUUCAGCAGGAACUUGUCAUACAUAUUGGCUGGAUCAUCUCAAAUUCACCUGAGCUGUUCAGGGGCAUGCUGAAGAUACGGAUUGGAUGGAUUAUUCAUGCUAUGAAAUAUGAACUGAAAAUCCGUGCUGGGGAUAUGCCAGCCAAGGACUUGUACCAGAUGUCCCCUAGUGAAGUGAAGCAGCUUCUGCUGGAUGUCCUUCAGCCACAGCAGCCGGGCAGGAGCUGGCUGAACAGGAGGCAGAUUGAUGGUUCCCUCAACCGAACUCCGGCCGGGUUCUAUGAUCGGGUGUGGCAGAUCCUCGAGAGGACCCCCAAUGGUUUGAUAGUGGCAGGGAGAUUCCUGCCACAGCAACCAACCUUAUCGGAUAUGACGAUGUAUGAAAUGAAUUUUUCCCUUCUGGUUGAAGAUAUGCUGCAAAACAUCGACCAGCCACAAUAUAGGCAAAUUAUUGUAGAGUUGCUGAUGGUUAUAUCUGUAAUUCUGGAGAGAAAUCCUGAGCUAGAGUUCCAAGACAAAGUGGACUUGGACAAAGUGGUGCAAGAAGCAUUUCAUGACUUUCAGAAGGAUCAGAGCAGUCCAAAUCAAAAUGACAUGACUGCUUUCUACAACACCAGCCCACUUGGGAAGAAGGGAACGUGCAGCUACUUGAGUAAAGCUGUGAUCACCUUAUUGCUGGAAGGGGAAGUGAAACCAAGCAAUGAUGAUCCCUGUACCAUCAGCUGAAGCUUUGAAACACAAAAAGGAUUUGUUGCUUUACUUAGUGUUCUAUGUAUUUUUCAAGCAUAUAUUAAAAUACUGUUUUGAAGAGUAACCCUGGCUAGCAAUACAAAUGCAUAUUAUCCUUUGCUGAAAGAAGUGCCAUUAAAGAUACCAAGUGCCACCUAAUUUUUUUCUUUCUCAACUAUGCAGCAUGUAACUGAGCACAUGAAGUUAGUGCGAUGAUAAUUGGUGAAGUUCAAUAAGAAUGUAUUUAUGAUCUUAAUUAUGCACUUAAUGUAGCUGGUUAACUUCAAAAGAAAAGCAGUUUUUGUCUUUAUACCUCUAUUUAUUUAUAAUUACAAACAAGUUUAUUGUAAAUUCUAAAUGAAAUUCAGAAAAUACCAUAAUUAACGUGCAUACCAGUCAGUAUGGAAAUACAAACACUGGAUUAUUUUCUUACUAUUUUACACACGAAUUGUAGCUGAAGGUUAAAGAGCUGUUAUUCAUUCAAGGUUUUCUGAAUCAGUUAAAUUGACAGCAUUCUUUUAAGGUGUUUUUUUUUAAUUUACCAAUUGGUAACUUGAUAUACAGGUUUCAUCCUAAUAGAGCAACUUUUUAUCUCUAGCAAUACAUAUCAUUGCAGUUUCCCAACUGUAGUUUAAACAUGUGCAAGUUAACAAGGGAAAUGUAUGGUAACAAGAUAAAAGUUUGUAUUAAAAAAAAGGGCAAACAAGCUGUAUUUAAAAUUAACGUCAAUGAAGAAAUAAGUUUGUAUUACAUAUGCUACCUUUGCAUUAAAAAAUUCAAAAUCCACUUAUUUAUCUCCUAAAUGUGCGAAAAUACUGUAUGCAAUAUGCUUUAUUUUGGUGAAAAAAAUAAAAAGCAAAUGCUUGUAAAAAAACCUGUCAAUAAAAAUACUUUAAGU